Molecule: messenger RNA, 662 nt
Organism: Ostrinia furnacalis (Asian corn borer)
Lineage: Eukaryota; Metazoa; Arthropoda; Insecta; Lepidoptera; Crambidae
Exons: 4
Coding region: 102-662 (186 amino acids)
Molecular function (GO): metal ion binding
Source: RefSeq, a predicted model, not a curated record
UUUGUCUGUGGUUCUUAAAACUCGAAGCGAAAGCAAGCUUUCUUCCUCUCGUUUUCCAAAAUAUCGAUUAAAAUUAAGCAUUUUCAUCUUAGUUAUCAACCAUGAAUGCUUUAUUAGACUAUGGAUCUUCGUCUUCAAGUGACUCAGAACAAGAGCAAGAUGAAACAAUCAACAACGAUAAGCCAAAGUUGCCCAAGCCAGCGCUUGGAGAAAGUGCGCUUCAAACUUCGGUAUUUUCUAAUCCUUUCGUGGAAGCAGAGUUAGCAAAGGCUGCAAUACUUGAGAAGCACGUCAAAAUGGUUCCAGGCAAAGACAACACAAUCAUGAUCAACGGUAAGAAGAUUUGCUGGAACUACAGAAAGGGGAAGUGUCGGUUCGGCCACAAUUGUAAAUAUGCUCACGACUCCGACAUUCAAAAGACUAAUGAAGAAUUGGAUGCAGAAAAGCAGAAACUGAAAUCAGUUGUUUGUGAAGGAGUGGGCACUGUGACCUCAUUACCACCGCCACAGACAGAAGCAGUGGCACCCACAGAUGAUGCUAUUUGGGAAGGUGGAGCAGACAAGAAGAAAUUAAAAAGACCAGGCCUUAGUGAAGGCUUAGUGCCAGGAAAGAAAGUCCUAAAAAUGUACAAACAACAAAAAAUAAAAGAUUCUAAAAAAUAA